Molecule: messenger RNA, 995 nt
Organism: Stomoxys calcitrans (stable fly)
Lineage: Eukaryota; Metazoa; Arthropoda; Insecta; Diptera; Muscidae
Product: lectin subunit alpha
Exons: 3
Coding region: 7-936 (309 amino acids)
Molecular function (GO): signaling receptor activity
Source: RefSeq, a predicted model, not a curated record
GCCCAAAUGGAUAUCUCUAUAAGAAAUAUCAUUUUGUUAUUGCCGUUUUUGGUGGCAGUUUUACAUCCUGCGGUUGCUGUUCCCGAAUGGCAUACGGCAGAUGAUGGACGGGAAUAUUUAAUCGAAAGGGACUCCCUAUUCACUUGGUUACAGGCCCAUAGGGAGUGUGUUCGUCGAGAUACGCAAUUGGUCGUUAUCGAUAGUGCUGAGAAAAACAAAGCCUUUGAUAGUUUAUUAAGGAAACUUUUUUACCGCUCACCAAAUCUAUGGCUGGGUCAUCAUGAUGACUUUAACACUACUGGGCGAUUCAAUCGUCCUUUCUUUUCUAUGGCAACUGGAGACAAAUUAAAUUUUAGCAACUGGCAUUUGGGUGAGCCCAACAACCUUCAAUAUCAGGAACAUUGUGUACAAGUAUUCCACGAAUCUGAUUUCCAGUGGAAUGAUAAGAUAUGUAGCAACAGCUAUGGCUACGUUUGUGAGAAAUCUGAAACUCUAUCGAAUUCCAAAUGUGAUUUGAUAGAAAUUCGCAAAUCAGUCUACAGUUUGAAUAAAGAACUUUCUGCAAGUCAUGAGCAGGAAAGCAAAGAAAUUAAAGAACUGCUAGCAAAUAAUACCAAUGAAGCUGAAAAGGUUUUGACGCAAUGGAAACAAUCUACAAAAGAAAUAUUGGAGAAAUCGAAACAAGCUAUUGAUGAUAUUUUCGUGAUGAAACCAUAUUUGGAGGCUGUCUACAAUGAUGUGGGCAAACCAAUGAAGGAAAUCAUUACCGAAGCAAUGAAAGACAUUUUCCAGAACUCCAGCAUUGUUGAAGAGACUAUUAACAGCAAUAAUGUGGAAAUGGAAACAACAAUCGUACAAAAGAAUGAAGAAUUCCAAGAAAGGUUGGAUGAAAAUUUACAUGCUGUGGAUCGUAUACUUGUGUUAGGUUCGGAGUAACUCCUGCACACAAACGAUCUGCAUGAACUAUCCAAAAGUAAAUAAAAUUAAAUAAAUAC